GUUUUGAUCAUUAUCAUCGCUACACAUUGACCGAUUAAAUACACCAUGAAGCUUUCACAACUACCUCUCCUGCUACUCGCUGCAGCUACAACCACCCUUGCUCAAGAUUGGCAUUUCGUCGCUUUCACAACUCCAGAUGGACAAGAAUUCAUUUCUCAAUCAGGCAACAUGAUCGUCCCUGCAAUCCACGAAGCAGCGACAAAUUAUCUCUGGCCCGGUCUUCAAAGCACCGAUAACUCAGGGGUAUACCAAAAUGUUCUUGAUGGCAGGUCUGGAGGUUGGUGGUUUGGUAGUGGUUGGUGUUGUUCAAACCCCAGUUUACCUUGGGGUGGAGGUUUUGGCGCUGCGGAGGGUGAUGUUUUGUUCUUCAACAAUACGCGCAACACGGAUAGUAGUGAAUGGGUCAGCGUGAUUGAAAAGAAUUGCGGUGAAGCGAGCGCGACAAAUUCAUUCCCUAUCGCUGAUAAGGUGAUGAACGACGCACCAUUCGCAGCAGAGUUGUAUGGGGCUUGGGACUUUGGCCCGGUCAUCUUCGAAGAUGUGAUAUUGAUCGCGACUGGUGACGACACAAGGUUCUGUACCGACAACCCCUGGAACUACAAUGGUGCGACUAACGUCAGUAUUACUGGUGUCAUAUCGACGGUCGGUGUUGAUACGGUCACUUGCAAUAUUGAGAGCAUCACACUGUGGGGACCUGCGUAAGGAAGUUCAAGCAGUUCAGCAGUCCUCCGAUCUAAACCUAGCAUUUUCCUUCCAUUUCGAUCGCAUACUAGCUAUCAAAAGGCAGAAUGCUUUUGAUAAUGAGCUCCUUGCCACAGAAAGCGGUGCUCAAUUCGCGAUCUCUCUGGAU
Messenger RNA from Aureobasidium pullulans EXF-150, 850 nucleotides. RefSeq lists its product as uncharacterized. The transcript has 3 exons. The coding region runs from base 46 to 702 and encodes 218 amino acids. NCBI's taxonomy places the organism in Eukaryota, Fungi, Ascomycota, Dothideomycetes, Dothideales, Saccotheciaceae. The record is from RefSeq and is a predicted model, not a curated record.